This is a messenger RNA of Stomoxys calcitrans (stable fly), 2410 nucleotides long. RefSeq names its product radial spoke head protein 6 homolog A (gene Rsph4a). Gene Ontology annotation, biological process: axoneme assembly; cilium assembly; cilium movement involved in cell motility. The record is from RefSeq and is a predicted model, not a curated record. Gene Ontology annotation, cellular component: axoneme; radial spoke. Lineage: Eukaryota; Metazoa; Arthropoda; Insecta; Diptera; Muscidae. Bases 114 to 2327 code for a protein of 737 amino acids. The transcript has 3 exons.
AUAUUUGUUUGACAAUUUUCUCAUAAAAAUAUUAAUUUUUGGAAAUCUUAAAAAAAAACUACGUAAAAAACUUGUCGAAAAAAUAAAAUUCCUUUUUUUAAGUUUUCUUGAAAAUGAUGGAUAUAAACUCCAAUUUCUCUUGUGACGACUUUGUGCCAACGGAUUCUUCAAGCAGCUCUACAAUUGGUCUAAACAUUCCAUGUUCCCAACGCCAGACACCACAAACCCAAGAAAAGCAAGCCAAGUCCUCGACAAAUGGAUCGACAGAUAAGUGUCCCUCCAUGAUUCUAUCAAGCUCCACCAGCUCAUCCUCAUUAAGCUUUGAACUCUUCAAUAAAGAAUGUCACCAACCGAAAUUAGCCCAGCCCAUGGCGCCAAAUAUUGGAUACGAAUUGGCCAUGGCCAAAUCCAUAAUGCAGCAGUACAGCUCCAUAAGUGGAGAUAAUUUAUUCGAUCAUCUUUCGGACAUUAUCAAACGUGUCAUUGACGAACGUCCUCCCAAUGUCAUUGACUUUUUUGAGGAAUUCAGUCGUAAAGUCCGUGAACAAAAACUUCAUGUGCCGGAGCGUUUUCCUCCCGAUGGUGUGCACGAGGAGAAGCGUUCAUACAAAGUCGCCCAAAAGCAAUUGAUGUCCAUGAAUUUGCCCUAUCCCAGUGACCUACUAGAUGAUGAAGACUUGGAAGAGGAACGACAGAAAAUCGAUGACCUCAAAUUGGAUUUGAAAAGGGAGCCUUUGGACAAUUUUCGCAUAUUUAAUGGUCGAGUGCAACAUUUACAAUUCUAUUGGAACCAAUGUGGGUUUAGCUUUACUGCAGAAGAUAUAUUUCAAUUGGCUUGCUCCAUGGAUCGUUUGCAGACUCACCCUUCCAUACGCCAAUGUCGCUUUUGGGGCAUGAUAUAUGGUACUAAGGCUCCCUACUACAUAGUGGAGGUUCUUUUGACCAAUGAAGAAAUCGAAUCUAGAUUUUCUCAAAUGCAAAAGGAAAUUUUCGAGAGCCAAUGGAAGCUUCCAGAGGUGGAAGUUACUCACAUUGGACCUGAAUUAACUCCCGGCACAAUGGGUUGGGAAAAUUAUCCUGUCAUUGAGUUGGAUAAAAUGAAACCUCUUGCUGCACCCAUACCAAAGGUUAAGGUUGAAGAGCUUUUUGAUAUACCUCCUGAGCCCAUUGGACAAGGAGUCAAUCGUUUUACCUAUUUUGUGGUUAACAAUCUCUGGGAUGAAUGGAUGGAAUUACCCAUUUGUACACCCAAACAAGUACAAAUUUCCCGAAAAAUCAAAAAAUUCUUUACAGGAGAUUUGGAAGCCGAUGUCAUAUCAUAUCCUUGCUUUCCCGGCAAGGAGAAACAUUACCUUAGGGCUAUGAUUUCGCGUAUCACAGCUGGAACUUAUAUUGCUCCAAGAGGCUAUUACCGUCGCAUGACAAAGAGUGAGAAACGUUUAUUCGAUGGUCUUGCCGAUUAUGAGGCUGAUGAGGAAGAAACUACUGAUGGGCAAAGUGAAGAUACAACCACAAAGUAUGGAGAAGAAGAAGAAGGCGAAGAAGCACUGCCAGAUAAUGAUAUUGUCCUUCUGCGAAAUGAAAAAUAUUAUCCUUUGCCCUUGGCCAAACUUAAUCAAGCUUCGCAAUGGCUUCAUAUUAGACCCAAUAUUUUACCUCAGGGUCGAGUAGUGUGGUUUGACGAAGAGAAGGCAAAACUCGAAAGACAAAAAGAAUUGAAGCGUUUAGAAAAACUACGCCAAAUGGAAGAAAUGGGUAUAGAACAAGGAGAUGAAUACCAAGAGGAAGAAGAAGAAUCUAGCGAGGAAGAAGAAUCUAUUGGAGACCAAGAAGAACAAGAAUUAAAUGUUAAUACUUCACGUGAAUUGGGGCCUCCCAUUUUAUCUUGUUGUUCACAUGACUCUUAUGAAGAGAUUCCCGUAGCCUGGGUGGGACGCUUUACCAGUACCUAUACCAACCGAAAUGAACGUCUGCUGGUAAUGAGAUCUAAUAUUUGGCCUGGAGCUUAUACCUUUACCUUUGAAGAUCUUUGUGAUUCCAUUUAUAUGGGUUGGGGUCAUAAAUAUGUGGCACGAAAUAUGCCUUGGCCACAUUUGCCAGCAGUGGCAGAGGAAUUUCCUCAUACACCCUUGGAUUUUAUGGAAACCAACGAUCCCAGUGUGGAAAUGGAAGAAGCCUAUCGAUUGAGUUUGUUAAAGAAAGAAUUGAAAUUUAAGAAAUUGGGGGAGUCUAUAAGUGAUAACGAAAAUGAAACUCAUGAAUCAGAUGAUGAUGAUGAUGAUGAUGAUGAAGAAGAAGAGGAUGAAGAUGAAGAGGAGGAGGAAUAGUGAGACUCUGAAUUUAUGGACGGAACUUAAAAAAUAAUUUAUUAUCUAUGUUAUUUUUUUUUAAUAAAAUUUUUCAUUUAUAA